This is a messenger RNA of Salvia hispanica, 2654 nucleotides long. RefSeq names its product YTH domain-containing protein ECT4-like. Gene Ontology annotation, molecular function: mRNA binding. The record is from RefSeq and is a predicted model, not a curated record. Gene Ontology annotation, biological process: mRNA destabilization. Lineage: Eukaryota; Viridiplantae; Streptophyta; Magnoliopsida; Lamiales; Lamiaceae. Gene Ontology annotation, cellular component: cytoplasm.
CUAAAACCCCUUAGUUUUCAAACCCUGCCGCGAAGCAAUUUGAUUUCGCAAUUUCUUGAUGCUCUCGCAAAAUUGAGAGCGAAUUCCAAUUGUUUUGUGGAAAGAGAGGGCUUUUCUCUUGUACGCACUCGCACACUCGAUUCGAGCAAUUCGAUUGGUUUAAUUGGAUCUUCAACUGAGUGAUUCACUUCGCGGUAGAUCUGGUUUUUUGGGUGGCUGUUUUUUGAUUUGAUUGGUUGAGUUAAUUCGAUUGAGUUCAAUGGAAGACGGGAAUCAGCCGAGCCUCGAUCACUUCGCCCCAAUUCAAUCUCCUGGUGACCGAGCUGUUGAGAUACAUAAUUUGCCUGAACAGCAUACCUCACCCAAGGGUGAAAGGAUUGUUUCUACAAAUCCUUCUCCAGAUACUGCCGUUUCUGGUGCCUCAAGAACCACCAAAGAUCAGCCAGCAACUUCAGAACCAAGUGGAACUCUUACUGCAGUGCAUCCAUUCAGUGCAUAUACCCCUCAAGAACAGGGUUUAUAUUUUGGAGGUUAUGAAAAUGGCAGUGGUAACUGGGAUGAACAUUCUAACUAUGUUAAUGCCAACAACUUGCAUGUCAUACCUCCAGGAAUGUACAAUGAUAAUUCUUCACUCUUCUAUCCACCAAGCUAUGGCUUCGACUCCCAGAUGGCAUAUGGACAGUUCUCCCCGCUUGCUAGCCCAAUGUCUUCAAUAAUGAUUGAUGGUCAGCUGUUCUCUCCACACCAAAUGCCUGUGACGCCCCCUUACUAUCCACCAGCAGUUUCACCUGGCCCACCCCAUGUUACUUCGGGACUUCCAGCUUCACAGACUGAAUUGAUGCCAUCAGGAAAUGGCAAUCAAGAAAAUCUUAUCGACAAUGCAUUUUUUGGGCCAGGAUCAGGUUACUAUCUACCAUUUGGUUCUUUUGCUGGUGGAGAUAUUUCUGGAAAUAGUGGUCAUGGUCUUUACAAUUUCCCUGUCGAGUAUGCAUCCAAUGAACCAGUGCCAAGCCGCUCAAGUUCCUUAGAUACUAGCAGGUUCAUGUCUCCAUUGACUUCUGGAAAUGUGUAUCCUCAACCUAUUGGCAUACUUGGAUCGUAUGAGCAAAAUGUUGCGCAGGCACCAUAUCAGGGAUUUGGUUUAACCGUGAACUCCUCGGCUAGGCAUUUUUCCCAUGGUGGUUCUUACCAGAACACUCUUGGGCCUAAUUCCAACCGGUCUCGAUUUACUGGUGACAGAGGUGGAAGGCGUGAUAGGGACAGAGACACUAUCAAUGUUUCUACAGAUACACUUGGUAUUUCUGGUGAUCGGAACCGAGGACCUAGGGCUACGAAGCCCACAAGCAAGAUUUCAUCUGAAGAGGGAGCCACUGGCAAUAAAGAUGUUGAAUCUACUUCUAUGUUUCAUGUCCAGCAUUUUAACUCUCCGGAUUUCAUAACUGAUUAUGAACGCGCAAAAUUCUUUGUCAUCAAGUCAUUCAGUGAAGACAAUAUCCAUAAAAGUAUUAAAUACAGUGUUUGGGCCAGCACACCACUUGGAAACAGAAAAUUGGAUGCUGCGUAUAAUGAAGCAAAAGAAAUGGAAGGCAGUUGUCCAGUUUUCCUCUUUUUCUCUGUGAAUGCUAGUGGACAGUUUUGUGGUGUAGCUGAGAUGGUUGGACCUGUUGACUUUGAGACUGAUGCUGAUUACUGGCAGCAGGAUCGGUGGAGUGGUCAGUUUCCUGUUAAAUGGCAUAUUAUCAAAGAUGUACCAAACAGUCGCUUCCGCCACAUACUUGUUGAAAAUAAUGACAACAAGCCAGUUACUCACAGUCGAGACUCACAAGAGGUGAAACUGGAACAAGGAAUUGAAAUGUUAACGAUCUUCAAGAACCAUGAUGCCGAAACCUCUCUUCUUGAUGAUUUCAACUUCUAUGAUGAGCGAGAGAAAGCCUUGCUUGAUAGGAAGGCAAAACAGCGAGCUACCCCAGCUGGGAAUAUGAGUGCUGCACUUGCUACUGAUACAAUAAAUCAAUUGUCAGAUAACUUGGCUGACACCCUCCAGUUAGAUGGUGUUAAAAGCCUCUCAAACAAAGAUGUGGAGUAGCCCCAAUGUUGAGACGCCAGCAGACCGCAACUGCUUGUAUUAGUUGACAAUUGGCAUAGGAAGUUGCUGACUGGGAUCAUUGAGGUGACCGUUUAAUUCGUCCCAUGCUUGCCGUCAUCACUUGCGCUGCAUAAUCUCUGCCCCCUUAGUAUUGUCUCAUUUUCUCUGUGUGAGUACUUGGCUGUUAUGUGCUUCUCUCAGGUAAGAAAGGAGGCUGGAAUCUGGGAUAGCCUUCGUACUUCUUUGUCUUCUCUCUCUGUCGGUCUUGUUCGUUUGUUUCUCUAUUCUCUUGUUAAGAUUGUAGUUUUAGGCAUGGGAAGGAUUAGAAGCCUCCCAUGUCUAGUACUUGCUGCCUUUGUUUCUCUCUCCUUUCUUUCCUUUACUCUUCUCUUUUAGCUUUUUCUUGGUUCAAUUGUGGGGCAAUUAUUUAAGCUGCUAGGCAAUAGCAAUCUGUAUAAGCCUCAAAAUAGAAUGCAGCAAGAUUGUUACAUCAAUUGAAUGAAUAGUUGUCCUUUGUUGAAUAACCAAGAUUUCAAAUGAUUGAAAUUUAUCUGUAAUGUUGUAUUUA